Molecule: messenger RNA, 2449 nt
Organism: Lagenorhynchus albirostris (white-beaked dolphin)
Lineage: Eukaryota; Metazoa; Chordata; Mammalia; Artiodactyla; Delphinidae
Gene: ZNF879
Product: zinc finger protein 879
Exons: 5
Coding region: 129-1832 (567 amino acids)
Biological process (GO): regulation of DNA-templated transcription
Source: RefSeq, a predicted model, not a curated record
GGCGGCGGCGGCGACAACAAAUAUCCCUGCGAUAGGUGUUCCCUUUGCCUGCAGUAAGGGCCGCAGCUUCGAGUCCCCGUCCUGGCGAGCCCAGGUGCCUUCCCCAAGAGGAGCAGCAGGAGGGAGACAUGGCCACAAGAUUGUUGCCAGCCCAGGCUCUGGAGUCUGUGACAUUCAGGGAUGUGGCUGUGUUCUUCAGCCGGGAUGAGUGGUUGCAUCUGGACUCUGCGCAGAGAACCUUGUACCAGGAGGUGAUGUUGGAGAACUACAGCACUCUGUUCUCGCUGGGGAUUCUGUUUUCCAAACCAAAAGUUAUCCUCCAGUUAGAGCAAGGGGAAGACCCCUGGAUGGUGGAAAAUGGAGUUUCUCAAAGCACAUGUCUAGGAUGGGAGAGCUUGUUUGAAACCACAGUUUCUGAAGAAGAAAAUCAGGAAGUAAUGAAUCAACUCAUAGGUGAUGGUCCUUUUGACUUCAAGUUGGGAGAAAUUUACAUAAAUGAGGAAAAACUAGAGAAUCAGCAAGGCAAAAAGAACAGACCUUUGAGGGGAGUCUUAGUUACCAUCAAGAAAACCUGUAUGAAGGAGAAGAGCUUUACAGGUAUUGACCUUGGGAAAAAUCUUGAUCUAAAAUUAUCACUUAUUAGAAAACCCAGAAUUGUUUCCAGAGGAAGGAAACCCUGUUCACAGCAGUAUUCAAUUCUAUUUGAACAGCUGGGAAUCAACACAGUGCGUAAGUGUUACAAGUGUAGUAUCUGCGGGAAAAUCUUCCUCCACAGUUCUUCUCUGAGUAAACAUCAGAGAAUCCAUACUGGAGAGAAGCUCUAUAAAUGUAAGGAAUGUAGGAAAGCUUUUAGCCAAAGCUCAUCUCUAACUCAGCACCUGAGAGUUCAUACUGGAGAGAAGCCUUAUAUAUGUAGUGAAUGUGGAAAAGCCUUCAGUUUCACUACAUCUCUCAUUGGACAUCAGAGAAUGCAUACUGGAGAGAGACCCUAUAAAUGUAAUGAAUGUGGAAAAACAUUUAAAGGUAGUUCAUCCCUUAAUAAUCACCAGCGAAUUCAUACUGGAGAAAAGCCCUACAAGUGUAAUGAAUGUGGGAGAGCCUUUAGCCAGUGCUCAUCUCUCAUUCAGCAUCAUAGAAUUCAUACUGGAGAGAAACCGUAUGAAUGUAGUCAGUGUGGGAAAGCCUUUACUUCAAUAUCGCGGCUAAGUAGACACCAUAGAAUUCAUACUGGAGAGAAACCCUUUAAUUGUAAUGAGUGUGGAAAAGUAUUUAGUUACCACUCAGCUCUUAUUAUACAUCAGAGAAUUCACACUGGUGAGAAACCUUAUGCCUGUAAAGAAUGUGGGAAAGCCUUCAGCCAAAGCUCAGCUCUUAUACAACAUCAAAGAAUUCAUACUGGAGAAAAACCUUACAAAUGUAAUGAAUGUGGGAAAGCUUUCUCCUGGAUUUCACGGCUUAAUAUACACAACAGAAUCCAUACUGGAGAGAAACCAUAUAACUGUAAGGAAUGUGGAAAGGCCUUCAGUUCCCACUCAGCAGUUAAUACUCAUCGAAAAAUUCAUACUGGAGAGAAACCUUAUAAAUGUAAUGACUGUGAAAAAGCCUUCAACCAAAGCUCAGCUCUCAUUCAGCACCAGAGAAUUCAUACUGGAGAGAAACCAUAUAACUGUAAAGUAUGUGGGAAAGCCUUUAGACAGAGUUCAUCCCUUAUGACACAUACGAGAAUUCAUACAGGAGAAAAGCCUUAUAAAUGUAAAGAAUGUGGGAAAGCUUUCAGUCAGAGCUCAUCCCUUACAAAUCAUCAGAGGACUCAUACUGGAGAAAAACUAUAAGUUAAAUGCAUGGGGAAAAACCUUCCAACUGAAGUUAAUUCCACAUGAAAUGUCAAAGAAUUCAUCUUGGGGAGAAAAUCAUGAAGAUCAGUUAAUUGUGAAUUAAACUUCAGAAUGUAGACCUCAUCAAACAUCAGAGACUUUAUGAUGCAAGAUAACCUUAGGAAUAUUAGGAAAGCUUCUAUAAGAUGUUGUUUUCAUAUAUUCUUAAGUUAUUACUGACUAUAAAAUAGAAAAUUUGUCAGGUCAAAGGGUUAGUAUUUUAUUUUCUUUCUAGUGAUGUAUGAUAACAGCCACCAGCUUUCACAGGCAUCACUGGGAAGCAUGUUGAUUUAUGGAAAAGUGCAGCCAUAAAAUCCAGACUUCAGAUUAAUCUAGUAUUCUAUUUUUUUUGAAACUGCAUUUGAGUGUUACGCAAGCCAGUUGUACUAAGAAGAAUGUAUUGGAGAGGAAAUGUAAGCAGGUGACCUGGAGCUACCUCACUGUCACUAAAAUUUGUUUUUGUAAGAGUUUAAAAGCAACUUCUGUACUUGGUGGUUGUUAAAACUUUUGAGUUAUUUCUCCCCUGCUUCCUAAGCCAUUCACCUGAAAGUAAAAUCACUCUGUAAACUGCAGGU